Molecule: messenger RNA, 3209 nt
Organism: Diospyros lotus (date-plum)
Lineage: Eukaryota; Viridiplantae; Streptophyta; Magnoliopsida; Ericales; Ebenaceae
Product: DNA repair protein RAD16
Exons: 16
Coding region: 120-2882 (920 amino acids)
Molecular function (GO): ATP binding; ATP-dependent chromatin remodeler activity
Source: RefSeq, a predicted model, not a curated record
ACGGCACUCUCUCUCUCUCUCUAUCUCUAAUGGAACGACGCGACUCUAUUGCUACCGGUUGAUACAAAUCCCAUCCAAAACCCUAAUUCAUCGAAUUUAGCCGUCUACGACUCAGAGAAAUGGAGCUUCGUUCUCGUCGCCUUGGUCCUUCCAAGGAAGGCGGAAAACCCCCAAAUAGAGAGAGCUCUGACGAAGACGGUGAGCGCUCGACGUUUUCAGACUCCGAAUACAACACUAUCAGCGAUGAAGGUGAAAAUAGGGGGCUUUGGGACUUAAAUUCUGUACCAGAGGAUGGGGUGCAAGAUGAUGAUUGUGAAGGCAGUGCAAGUGAUUCCGAUGUGGGGAAUAAGGUUGCAAAAAGAGGGAAACUUUGGGUGAAGAAGAAAAGUGGCGGUGGUUCUAGCUGCAAGAGGAAGUGGGAAAGAGUGGAAUUUGAAGAUAGGGUGGAUGGAGGUGGUUUUAGAUUACAACUUGAGGCUCAUGAGAUUGAGAGUGACCUUCUUCAAUUUAAGAAGAUAAAAGAGAAAAGGAAAAAGAAAAAGGAGGCAAAGCCAAUCUUGAUGUGGGAAGUUUGGGAAGAAGAGCAAGGGAGAUGGUUGAAAGAGAAUUCAGUGGAUGACGUUGACAUAGAAAAUCAAAAUGAAGUGGCUGCCGAAACUGCUGAUGCACCUUCAGAUUUGGUUAUGCCCUUGCUGAGAUACCAAAAGGAAUGGUUGGCUUGGGCUUUGAAACAAGAAGAGUCUACCACAAGAGGAGGGAUCCUUGCUGAUGAGAUGGGGAUGGGGAAGACUGUUCAGGCAAUUGCCCUUGUCCUGGCUAAACGUGAACUGAGAAGAGCAAUUUGUGAAUCUAAUGGAUUCUCAUCUCCACCAUGUUCAUCCACAAAAAUUCCUGAAAUAAACUGUACCCUCAUCAUUUGUCCCUUGGUUGCAGUACUUCAGUGGGUGAGUGAGAUUGAACGGUUCACAUCAAAAGGGAGCAACAAGGUACUGGUUUAUCAUGGGGCUAAAAGGGGAAAGAGUCUUCAGCACUUCUCUGAAUAUGAUUUUGUCAUUACUACAUAUUCUAUCAUUGAGGCUGAAUAUAGGAAGCAUGUCAUGCCACCCAAACAAAAGUGCCAGUGGUGUGGCAAGUUAUUUUAUGAGCACAGAAUGACUGUUCAUUUGAAAUACUUUUGUGGACCUGAUGCUAUUAGAACUGAUAAGCAGUCAAAGCAGCAGAGGAAAGGCAAGAAAAUUUUGCAAAAUAUGUUAAAACAUAAAUCACGAAGUGAUGAAGGCCAUCCCAGUGGACCUGAUGGUGAUGGAGAAAAAGGUUUGUGCAAGAAGACUGUGAAGCAAAGCAGCAAAGGAAAAAGCCUGACAAUUGGGUCUUCCAAGGAAUCAGCAGGUGUUGGACAAGGCUUGCCAAAUGAGAAGUCUAUUUUGCACUCUGUGAAGUGGGAGCGCAUUAUUCUUGAUGAGGCUCACUAUAUAAAAGAUAGACGUUGUAAUACUACAAAAGCUGUCCUUGCUUUGGAAUCUUCAUAUAAAUGGGCUUUGAGUGGCACUCCUCUUCAGAAUCGUGUUGGAGAGAUUUAUUCACUGGUCCGCUUCUUACAGAUUGUCCCUUACUCAUAUUACUUCUGUAAGGAUUGUGAUUGCAGAGUACUUGAUUACAGUUCUUCAACUGAAUGUCCAAACUGCCCUCAUAAAUCACCAAGGCACUUUUGCUGGUGGAACAAGUAUAUUGCCACACCGAUACAACUUGACGGAAAUAUUGGCUCGGGAAGAAAUGCUAUGAUACUUUUGAAGAACAAAAUUUUGAAGAACAUAGUGCUAAGACGUACAAAAAAGGGUAGGGCGGCAGAUCUUGCACUUCCUCCAAGAAUUCUUAGAUUGAGACGAGACACUAUGGAUGUCGAAGAAGAAGACUAUUAUACAUCACUGUACACUGAAAGUCAGGCACAAUUCAAUACAUACAUUGAGGCAGGGACAGUGAUGAAUAAUUAUGCUCAUAUAUUUGACCUCCUUACAAGGCUGCGGCAGGCUGUUGAUCACCCUUACCUUGUGGCGUAUUCUAGUUCUGCUGCUGGAAGAAUUGGAACUGUGGUUGAUAGUGGUGGCAGUGAUGAAAAAACAUGUGGUUUAUGUAAGGAAUUGACAGAAGAUCCUGUGGUCACAUCUUGUUCACACACCUUCUGUGCAUCCUGCUUGAUCAAUUUAUCUGCUAGUGCGGGGCAAGUCUUGUGUCCUUCAUGUUCAAAACCACUUACUGUUGACUUCAGUGUGAUUGACGGAGAUCAGAAUGCUAGAACAACCAUUAAGGGAUACAAAUCAUCAAGCAUUCUAAACCGGAUUCCGCGUGAUGAUUUCCAGACAAGUACUAAGAUUGAUGCUUUGAGAGAAGAGAUCAGAUUCAUGGUUGAAAGGGAUGGUUCUGCAAAAGGAAUUGUUUUCAGCCAAUUCACAUCCUUCUUGGAUCUGAUUCAAUUCUCCCUCGAGAAGUCUGGCAUUUCUUGUGUUAAAUUAGUAGGCUCCAUGUCCAUGAAUGCUAGAGAUGCCGCAAUUGCAAGAUUUACCGAUGAUUCAGAUUGUAGAAUAUUUCUCAUGAGCUUGAAAGCCGGAGGUGUGGCUCUGAAUCUCACUGUUGCAUCACAUGUUUUCUUGAUGGACCCAUGGUGGAAUCCAGCUGUGGAGCGACAAGCCCAAGACCGAAUUCAUCGGAUAGGACAGUAUAAACCUAUCAGGAUUGUGAGAUUUGUCAUUGAGAACACAAUUGAGGAACGAAUCUUGAAGUUGCAGGAGAAGAAGGAACUAGUCUUUGAAGGGACUGUGGGUGGAUCGUCGGAGGCUCUUGGGAAAUUAACUGAGGCAGAACUGAGGUUCCUCUUUAUCACCUAACAGAUGAUUAUGGCCUUUUGGAGGAACUAGUACAUUGUCGGCUGCAUAGCUGCAGCAACUUCUUUCUGGGUUCGGUUUUUGCCCCUUUGACCAUUUAGGGGAUGCAUUAAGGUCCAUUUGGUAUAGGUUUUGGCGGUUGUCGUUCAUGCGCCAUGCCAUGAUACUAACUAUUUUUCUUAGAAUGCCAUGGCGCAUGGUUUUGUUCUUACUAAAGUGGCUCUGCUGAAUUAAGAAGAUGAGCCCUAAAACUGAUAUAGAGUUGAUAGCAUUAUAUACAACUUCUCUUUCUGGACAUUUUAGUAUAAAUCUGGAGAUUUCAAAAAUUUU